AUGGCAUCUGAAGACCAGAAAGAAGACAUAAUGAUAAGGCGCAAAUCACGUUCAGUGGUGACGCGUGAUCCAGUCAUAUUCGGCGCUCAAACUCCCAUAACCCAGGCAAAAGGAAUGACGUCAGCCAGUUGCUGUAAAGUGGAAAACUUGUUUGCUCGAUUCGGUUGGAAUCAGUUGCUGGUAGGCGUCCGUGGAGGCCAGUGGCAGGUGUACAAGGGUGCCUUUUCACUCACUCCAAAAACGCUCACAUUCGAUACCACCCAACUGGGAAAGUAA
Protopolystoma xenopodis is the source of this 276-nucleotide messenger RNA. Lineage: Eukaryota; Metazoa; Platyhelminthes; Monogenea; Polystomatidea; Polystomatidae. The record is from the annotation of a GenBank genome assembly.